UACGGACAUGUACAAGGAAGUAGUCCAUCUGCAUGAAUCCGCCGCCAGAGCUGUAGACCAACAGGGUUUCGCAUACAGCCUCAUUCAAGAAAAUUGAAAGGGUUCGCUCGAAGAGUUGACGUUCAAAGAGUUGCUCCAUCGCUCCAUCCAGACCACUGGGAACACGGUGGCGUGGAUCAAAUAAAUCCUCUCCGAAAAUAAAAGUGUUGAGCAUUGAACGCAGAGAGCACUGCUGCUGCGCCCGAAACUAACCCACGGAGAGCAAAAAGAACAAGACGUCAACCACCGUAACGCCAAAGGUUGUGCUCCGAAACUCACCAAAAGCCAACACCAAAGACAACAAAAAACGUAUGACGCUACCACUACGACCGGUGCUAGAUCGGUGCUUUGCUCUGGCCACUCUCUUCCUUUGCCUGCUCCAUUCAGCAAGGGGUUCCCUGCCCUUUCAGUUUGAGAGGAAUGCCACCCUUGUUGGAGGUGGUUGUACAGAUCUUAAAUGGACAGUUGACAGGGAAGCACUCAAGAUAACUCUACAAUGGAAGGGUGAAGUUGGUGCUGAGUGGACAGCCUUUGGAAUAUCAGAAUAUGGAGGAAUGAAAGGUGCUGACAUUGCUGUGGUCAAGUUUACUGGCGGAGACACUGGGGGAGGCUUCCAGGUUGAGGAUAGAUUCUCCACUGUAUAUGGGCUUCCAAAGUUAGACUUUAUUAAAAAUGUCGAGCUCCUUGAGGCCCACCAUGAUGAUGAAGGAAGGAUUCAGGCUACCAUUGAACGGAACUUGUUCACUUGUGAUGAAGAAGAUAUUGACAUUGCGGCCCACCAGCAAUACAUCAUCUGUGCAUCCGGCCAGCUUUCAGAAGAUGGAGGAAUGCUUUACCAUGGUCCAGACCGGGCAACCGGAGUGGUCAAUUUCAUGAUUGAUGAAGAGCUCCUGUUCAAACGCAAUCUUGUGGCACCUCCCGCCAACUCUACAAAGACAUAUUUUGGGAAGGGAAUGGUAGUCCACGGAAAUCUGGAUACUGCUGUGACCCCUCUGCCUUUUGAUAUUCAAAUGACCAACGUUUCGCUGGACGCUAAUAUCAGAACCAGCUACAUGUGCAGGGUUUUCAACGUCUCCGAACACAUGACUUACACAGCAUAUCAGAUGGUGUGGGGAGAAGGCAACACAGGCGACAAUGGCGACACAAAUGAAGUCUUCCACCAUCAACACUUUUACUACUGCCCCAACCCAUCAGCUGUGUCAUCGCACAUGGAUGGAGAGCCAUGGGACUGCAUUAGUAACAUGCCUGCCUGUGAUGUUAUGAUCUCUAAUGCUGUGGGAACACGUUUGAUGGAAGGCCCACCAGGCUUACAUGCAGAUCUCAAUGCGGGGGUCCAUGUCCUAUUAGUUCACUACGAAAACCCUUUUGGCAAGCCGAUUGUGAAUGACACUACUGGCUUUAGACUCUGGAUCCAACCGCCAUCACUUGAUUCGGGAAGCACCCAGCCAGGAACGAUGGCUUCCCACCUUGGCUUGUAUGAAUCAUUGGUAAUCCCUGCAGACCCUCAGCAAAAAGAAAUAACACUGCAGUAUCUUAUCUCAGGGGAAGCUACCAAAGAACAUCUGCCUCAAGGCGGUGUUCAGGCCAUUGGGAGUUUGUUGCAUAUGCACAAACUGGGAGUUCGAGGAAGGGUCAGCUUGAUCAGGAAUGGCACGCACAUCAUGGAUGUCUACAAUCACAAAUCGUAUGAUUUUAAUCGCCAAACCGCAGACUUCACCCGCUGGAGGUACCUUCCUGGUGAUGCCCUUAUAAUUUCAUGCACAUAUCGGCCUCUUGUUGAUAGAGAUGUGGUUGGUGGCAACAGUGUCGAUGAUGAAAUGUGCCAUUUCUAUGUCGGCGUGGCACCAGCAAUUCCAAACUAUGGGAGGCCUAUUGGGGUCUAUGUCAGAGAAGGAGAGCCUUUCAAGAAUACACACAUGGGGACCAACAUCACAGUGGAUCCAAGAAAGCUACCAUACAGUGACUACAAAUAUCCACCCACUCCCAAGAGCAACCAUGACUUUGUCCAACUCUCAGACCACCGCAGGAAUAUCUGCAAGCCAUUGCUAAUGGAGAUGACAGAAUCCAACACAAUCACCUAUGGCGACCCAGCCGUUUAUGCACAGCUUGUCGCCAUUGCAGCUUUUGUGGGGGUCACUCUCCUUUCCAGCAAAAAGUUCUUGAGGUUUCUUGGAAUCCACACUUGUGACUUGAGGGAACGGCGCAAUGCUGUGGUCUACCUUGGCGAGCUAGUGUUCAGCACAGUGGCACUUCCGAUUGUGUGCAUGGAUCUGGCUUCGAUCUAUAAGGAAGAUGCCACCUUCAAUGGUGUGGAUCCCAAUAUGCUUAUUAUCUCGCGAGGCCUCAUAAUGACCCAAGCUGUGCUGUAUUUGAUGGAACUUUUCUAUCGAAUUGACGUCCGAUGGUCACUUGUCCUGCACCAUAUCACGACUUCGUGUACCAUGAUGUAUCUGAUUGUGGUUGCUUUUGUCAAUUUCAGUCUUUUGGCCUUAAAGUUUGGCAUGGCCUUGAUUAUCUUGGCAAUGUCAGAGCAGCCCUUGUACAUUGUACUCUUGCUCCGACUUACUGGAUUCCGCGAGACUCACAGGAGUAUUUGGCCGAGACUUUGUCACAUUGCUUGUUUCUUUUUUGUGGCCAGCAGGGUGGUUGUGGUAAUCCUCGUUGUCAAUCUCUUGGUCCAGCAGUCUGGAUCUUCGGAUAUUGCAUGGGCAUACCAGGAAGUCAGCUUUUCUGAGUGGGCACCUUCCAGUCCCUUCUUUACGGACCCCAGGGCCGUCAAUGCUGUUUUGACUAUCUUGUUGGUGGCCAUUCUGUUUUCCAAUUUCUUUGCUGUUGCUGCCAUGUUACACAUGGCGAAGCCUCCAAUAAGUGUCAACAUCACUGGCAGCCACGACAUCACAGAGGAUGACAUUUUGAAUUCCCAAGACAAGGGGGGCUCUUUGUCAAGCGACCAAAAUGAAUCCGAAUCCUUGAGUAAGAUUCAUGGAGCCUGAUUGGUUGGCCAUUCCGUUGCAUCUCUAUCUGUAGUAUGAAAAUAACCAAGUUAGUUUUAGGUUGAUGCUUAUAGG
Molecule: messenger RNA, 3107 nt
Organism: Seminavis robusta
Lineage: Eukaryota; Bacillariophyta; Bacillariophyceae; Naviculales; Naviculaceae
Source: the annotation of a GenBank genome assembly